Molecule: messenger RNA, 270 nt
Organism: Hydatigera taeniaeformis
Lineage: Eukaryota; Metazoa; Platyhelminthes; Cestoda; Cyclophyllidea; Taeniidae
Source: the annotation of a GenBank genome assembly
AUGGCUGAAAAUCUCACUGUAGAUCAAAGCAACGAUCCUUGCAGCCUACCAACGGAAAUAGGCUCGUGCUCUGGAUCUGUCCUACGCUACACCUACAACCGUUCUACCGGCCGCUGUGAAGCUUUCUACUACAAUCCGUGUGCGAAUAUGCGCUGUGGUCUCAACGCCUAUUGUGCAAGCGGGUAUUGUUAUUGCAACGAGGGCUACGAGGGUGAUGCCAACACCGAAUGUCGAGCCACUUCUUCGGGUAGUGAUGCCUUUAUUUUGUAA